Symbiodinium necroappetens is the source of this 1620-nucleotide messenger RNA. The record is from the annotation of a GenBank genome assembly. Lineage: Eukaryota; Dinophyceae; Suessiales; Symbiodiniaceae.
AUGGUAGCACGGGCGCAGGUUGAAUAUGCGGACCUGGAGGCAUUGCUCGAUCAGAAACAUCAAGAGUUGAUGGGUCGCUUCGAGGAGCUUUUUGGCCACUUGAUGAGAUCCGCGGACGAGAGCGAGAUGGGGCCGCGGAGUGCCGGUCUCCAGCCCUUAGUGGAGCCGGAAGCCACGAAGCAUGCAGUGGCCGCAGCUGUUACAGCAGACAUCACCCUACAAGCUGGCACAGUCUCGGAAGUAGCUGCACCUACAGAUAUCGAUCGCUCGUCGUCAUACGAGAUCGCCAAAGAGCAGCUCUCUUUACCGCAGGACCAUUUGAUGGCAUUGGAGCCUGUCUUAGAGAAAGCGGCCAGCAUGCCACUGUCCGUGGAAGCUAUUGAAGAUCCUUCGACAGCAUCACGCUUUAGAAGCUGUGUAAAAUCUUGGAGAUUCGAGUCAUUUUUCGCAGGUGUUCUCGUCAGCAACGCAAUUUUUCUUGGCGUUCAGACGCAGUGGACUUCACAGCAUUUGCAAGAAGACUUGCCCGGCGUUUUCCUCACGCUGCAAAUGAUAUAUGCCGUCUUGUUCAUAUUGGAGAUCUUGUUGAGACUUGCGGCAUGGGGUCCACUGGGUUUCUUCUGUGCGACGGACUGGGCUUGGCAUCUGCUGGACAUUCUCGUCUCCGCCACUGCCGUUCUCGAUCUAGCAGCCGUCGUGGCAGGUAUUGAGGCAAAGCCCUCUUCAUCGAGCAGUGGUUUUCGUUUGCUGCGGAUCAUGAAGAUUGCUCGAUUGGCACGCGCCAUACGCAUGGUCAAAGUUUUGCGUUUCAUUCGGGCGCUGCGGGUGCUCGUGUUUUCCAUUUUGUACACCCUCAGAUCUUUGGUGUGGUCUUUGGUCUUGCUUCUGGUCAUCAUCUAUGCAUUCAGCAUACUUUUCAGUGAUGCCACGAUCGACCACGCCUUGGAAAACAACCUCGUCGGGACUGACGAUGAUCAUCCUAUCAUGGCUCACUUCGGAUCACCAGUGCGGUCAAUGAACACACUUUUCAGAUCCAUAUCUGGCGGUGUGACUUGGGAAGGUCCUGCCGAUGCUCUCAGUGGCAUUGGCUGGGAGUGGUCGUUGAUCUUCACACUCUACGUUGCAUUUUGCUGCUUUGCCGUCUUGAACGUCAUGGUCGGUGUCUUCUGCCAUUCUGCCAUCACGGGCGCUGAGAAAGACCAAGAUCUGCUGGUGCAAUCGCUGCUUCAGGAGAAGGAAAGCUUCAGAGAGCGGCUAUUGCAACUCUUCAGGUCUUUCGACGACGACGGGAACGGCAUAAUCACGUUACUGGAAUUCGAGAGCAGGUUUGAGGAUGAGUCCGUCCGAGCUCUCUUUGAAGCUUUGGAGCUUGGCGCUGCUGAUGCCUGGACACUUUUCCAAAUGCUUGACACUGAUGGAAACAACUACAUCCAUGCCGACGAAUUUAUCGACAGCUGCAUUCGCAUGCGCGGUUCUGCGCGAUCUGUCGAUCUCUGCGGCCUCAGGCUGCAGACUAGCAAGAUUCGAAGCCAAUUGUCUGACCUCACUAGGGCAGCCGAGCAAAUGCGAGCUGCUGUUCUGGAACUGGCCAAAGGCCACCAGGUGAGGCUGGUCAUCUGA